Molecule: messenger RNA, 3873 nt
Organism: Sinocyclocheilus anshuiensis
Lineage: Eukaryota; Metazoa; Chordata; Actinopteri; Cypriniformes; Cyprinidae
Product: folliculin-interacting protein 1-like
Exons: 19
Coding region: 88-3594 (1168 amino acids)
Cellular component (GO): cytoplasm
Molecular function (GO): ATPase inhibitor activity; protein-folding chaperone binding
Source: RefSeq, a predicted model, not a curated record
ACAAAUGGAGUCCGUCGGCAGGAGUCGAGUGUGGCUCGAGAAUUAAACACAAAAAGAGGAUUUUUCCUUCAAAACUGUGGGUCCAUUAUGGCCCCCACAUUAUUUAAUAAACUAUUCAACAAAAGAAGCGCGUUUUCACCGCCCGCGAAAUGCAGCAAGGAGGACGCGGUUUUCAGCUGGUCGUCACCGGAGCUGGAGUCCAGCCAGAUCCGUCUCAUCGUCUACCAGGACUGCGAGCGGCGUGGCAGGAACGUCCUCUUCGACUCGGACGUCAGAAAGAGAAGCACGGAAGAUGCCCCGGUCACGAGGGUGUGUGGAGAGGCACAGGCGAAGAUGUUUGGGAAGUGUUGUCAGCUGAGGCCUACAGGUGGCAGCUCCAGUUCCCUGGACAGCAGCUCGUCCUGCGCCUCCGAGCCCAAAGAACAAAACCGCUUCCAGGGCUCCUCACGGUGCUUAUCAGACGCUAACAUGCUCGGAGAAAUGAUGUUCGGCUCGGUGGCCAUGAGCUACAAAGGCUCAACGCUGAAGAUCCACCAGAUAAGAUCUCCUUCACAGCUGAUGCUCAGUAAAGUGUUUACAGCGAGAACGGGCGGAAGCGUCUACGGCAGCCUGAACACACUGCAGGACAGUUUAGAGUUCAUCAAUCAGGACUCCGGCGCGCUGCGGCCAGAGCAGAACACCGCCGCCAACGGCUUCCUGGGCAGCAUAGGUUUCUCUCAGUUCUGCAGCCCACGCCGGGUGCUCUCAGAGCAAGGCCCUCUCCGUCUCAUCAAGAGCGCCUCUUUCUUUUCAGGACACAGUAACCCCAUGGACAUGCCAGGCCGAGGACUGUAUGAUGAGAGAGACAGCGGCAUCGCCCGCUCCGCGUCUUUAAGCAGCCUGUUGAUCACCCCGUUUCCAUCACCGGGCUCCUCUCUCACCAGCAGCUGUGCUAGUAGCUACCAGCGACGCUGGUUACGCAGCCAAACCACCAGCCUGGAGAACGGCGUCUUCCCUCGAUGGUCUGUGGAGGAGAGCUUCAACAUGUCUGACGAGAACGGCGGGCCGAAUUUGAGUGUUGCCAGGAAGAAGAAGAUCGCUAUUGGUGUCAUCUUCCUGCUCUCGCCCAACGACGAAGAAAACGCCAAGUUCCAGGACUUUUUCUUCUCUCACUUUCCUCUCUUUGAGAGUCACAUGAACAAACUCAAAAGUGCCAUUGAGCAGGCUAUGAUACUGAGCCGCAGGUCAGCUGAUGUCAGCCAGAGAGCUUUGGCUUACAGUCGCAUGGUGGACGGCCUCAAUGAGUUUAGGACGACCAUCUGCAACCUGUACACCAUGCCACGUGUGUCUGAGCCCGUCUGGCUCACCAUGAUGUCGGGUCCACCUGAAAAGAAUCAGCUUUGUGGCCAGUUCAUGAGGGAGCUGGCCCUGCUCAUGGAGCAAGCCUCCAAGAACCAAUUCCUCCCGGCACUUCUCACUGCGGUUCUCACUAACCAUCUUGCCUGGGUUCCCACGGUCAUGCCCAAUGGUCAACCACCCAUAAAGAUCUUCCUGGAGAAGCACUCCUCACAGAGCGUGGACAUGCUGGCAAAAACACAUCCCUACAACCCACUUUGGGCACAGCUUGGUGACCUGUACGGGGCAAUCGGCUCACCUGUGCGUCUGUCCCGUACGGUGGUGGUUGGCAGACGACAGGAGCUGGUGCAGCGUCUUCUCUAUGUGCUGACCUACUUCAUCCGCUGCUCGGAGUUACUAGAAACACACCUGCUGGAGAGCGCCGAGGACGAGGCCAUCGUGAUGCCCGGCUCGCUCAUCACCACGUCGCUGCGCCGCGGAGAGGUGGAGGAGUCCGACUACGUGCUGGUCACCGUGCACAAGCCGAGCCAAGACUACCUGUCCCAGGGUGCAGAGGGAGAGGACGGCUACCCGUCUGAUGACAACAGUUUACAGGGCAGCACAUACAUGGACACAGAAGCCCCAGAUGAGCACAAGCGUCCGCAUCCCGCCACACCGGAGGCGGACCGUAUCAGUGACGCGCCUGUCUGCAGAGAAGCAGGGAGCCCACGGCUCGAGACUCGACUGGAAACCGUGGUGAAAGUCGGCUCCAACUCGCCGUGCGAGAGAAGACCCUCGCUCGAGAUUCAAGGGGACGUGCGGCCCGAGGUGGAGUCUGGUGGCGUACCCAUCAGGAUCUUCCAUUCAUCAGAUAUCCUGCUAGACAAGAAGCCCCCUGACAAGAGCUUUGAUAACGCCGGGAACGAGCCCUCCGCUAAAGUCACAUUCCUCAUCGGAGACUCGAUGUCUCCUGAAUCUGACAUGGAGAGUCGACAACAAAAGGUGGAGGAGGAGAUCAAGAAACACAAGAAGCUUCUCAAAGACAACCAGCAGAAGCAGUGUAACGGCGAGGCUAAACUCCAAGUGGACCAAAUCAAGACCAACGAUAGCAAGACUAGAACUAGAAAGACGUCUCAGUGGUGUCUGAAAGUGCAAGGCGACUGCAUGGACAUGUUUGACGAGUAUUUCAGCGAUGACAAUCCCGUGGAGACGAGGACUAUUGAUGAUGUCUACCAAACGGAGAUGAAAGGCGCAGGAAACAAUACCCCACGGUUGGACAAUGGCGGGUGUGAGUGCGACGCAGGAGAAACCUGCUGUAAAACCUGCUGUUCUGCCGAGCAGGACAAGGGCAUCGAGAUGUCGCUGAGUGUCCCUUCACAAGGCACCGUUGGGGAGAAAAAGAAAGCAGUCCCGCUGAACGACUGGGAGAUCCCACGCAACGAGAGCUCGGACAGCGCACUGGGGGACAGCGAGAGCGAGGACGCCGGACAGGAGCUGCCCAGGCAAGAGCCCGAUGGGCCGUUCUAUGCUGAAGAGCAGGCCGACUGGCAGGAUGAGCUCGAGGUGCCUUUACCCGGGGCGAAGCUGGUGGAGAACUACUCUAAACCAAGCAUUGCCAACUUUGGGAGGUCGCUCUUCGGAGGAUACUGUCCUACGUACAUCCCAGACUUUGUUCUGCACGGAGCCCCCAAUGAUGAGAAACUGAGGCAGAACCUCGUGUCGGAUCUGGCCCAUGCUGUGCAGCAUCCUGUGCUGGAUGAGCCCAUCGCGGAGGCCGUCUGCAUUAUCGCAGACACCGAUAAGUGGAGCGUGCAGGUGGCCAGCAGCCAGAGGCGAUCCUCCGACAAGCUGGGCAAAGAGGUGCUAGUGUCCAACCUCGUGUCCAACCUGCUCCAGUCCACCUACCAGCUCUACCGACUCAACCUGUCGCCAAACUUCCAUCCUGUGCUGGAUGAGCCCAUCGCGGAGGCCGUCUGCAUUAUCGCAGACACCGAUAAGUGGAGCGUGCAGGUGGCCAGCAGCCAGAGGCGAUCCUCCGACAAGCUGGGCAAAGAGGUGCUAGUGUCCAACCUCGUGUCCAACCUGCUCCAGUCCACCUACCAGCUCUACCGACUCAACCUGUCGCCAAACUUCCAAAUGCUGGCCGAGUACUUGAAAGGACAGACCAGGGUGCAUGUGAAGGAGCUGGGCAUGGUUCUAGGGAUCGAGUCUAACGAUCUGCCCCUGCUAGCGGCCAUAGCGAGCACACACUCACCGUACGUGGCCCAGAUUCUGCUGUAGGACACAUGGAGAGCGAGAGAGACUCCAUUCCCCUGCCGGCAGACGGGUCGGGUCCUCCAGGUUCGGUACGGCCGGACUGGGCCCCUCGAGGCCCCUGAGACUCCUGGAGCAACUGACCGUUGAGUUGGCGCUCGUUGGGAACCGUCUCAGGGUGAGCAGACUGCAGGACAGACGCUCUGCCUUUAGAUGAGAGUCGAAACCCAGAGGUUCCCUGAAAGUGACCUGGGAAUAUCACUUUUCAACAGUGGACACAUGGAGUGCAUUUUUUAAUUCCAUAAA